Messenger RNA from Venustampulla echinocandica, 1599 nucleotides. RefSeq names its product p-loop containing nucleoside triphosphate hydrolase. Gene Ontology annotation, molecular function: GTP binding. Lineage: Eukaryota; Fungi; Ascomycota; Leotiomycetes; Helotiales; Pleuroascaceae. The coding region runs from base 1 to 1599 and encodes 532 amino acids. The transcript is spliced from 2 exons. Gene Ontology annotation, cellular component: nucleolus. The record is from RefSeq and is a predicted model, not a curated record.
AUGGCGGGCAACAAACCAGGAAAGCCCAAAAGUAAGCGUGUGCCCGUGCGGCUGCGGCAUAAAAUCGAGAAGGCUUCAGCAGCAAAGCAAAAAAAGGCCCGCAAGCUCGGGAAACAGAAUCCAGAAUGGCGGUCGAAAGUAAAGAAGGACCCUGGAAUCCCCAAUUUGUUCCCAUACAAGGAUAAGAUCUUAGCGGAAAUUGAGGAAGGCAGGAGGAGAAAGCUUGAAGAUGCUGCGAAGAGGAGGGCGGAUGCUAAGGCUACGAAGACGGGAGAGCAAGUUGAGCGAGAGGUCGAGGCUAGGAUGGAGGGAGUAGAUGAGGAGGAUAUUUUGAAUAUGGAUAUGGAUAUGGAUGAGGAUGAUGAUGAUUCCAAUCCUAUGGCAGCCUUGCUUGCGAGUGCAAGGGCCGCAGCAGCAGAAUACGAUGGAGAAUCUGAGAGCGGAGACGAGAUGGACGAGGACGAUGUAUCAGAGUCAGGCUCAGAAGAUGGCGGGGCCGAGCUCUCAGGCCUACCGACCAAGAAAGACGGUUCUCGCAAAGCAUUCGACAAAGUCUUCAAGCAAGUAGUCGACCAAGCGGACGUCGUCCUGUAUGUCCUCGACGCCCGCGACCCCGAAGGCACCCGCUCCAAGGAAGUCGAGCGGAUGGUCAUGGCCGCAGCAAGCGGCGGCAAACGACUGAUUCUCAUCCUCAACAAGAUUGAUCUCGUCCCAGCGCCUGUCCUCAAAGCAUGGCUCAUCCACCUCCGCCGUUACUUCCCCACCAUCCCCCUCCGCGCCUCUGGUCCCGCACCCAACGCACACACCUUCAACCACCGGCAGCUAACCGUCCAAAGCACAUCCGCAACCCUCUUCAAGGCAUUGAAGUCCUUUGCUGCCUCCAAGCAGCUCAAGCGUGCCAUCUCCGUCGGCGUAAUCGGCUACCCCAAUGUUGGAAAAUCCUCCGUCAUCAACGCCCUGACAUCUCGACUUGGCGGUGCUGGUGCAGCAUGUCCAGUAGGCGCUGAAGCGGGCGUGACGACGUCUCUCCGUGAGGUGAAAAUCGAUAGCAAGCUGAAGCUGCUCGAUUCGCCGGGUAUCGUAUUCCCAUCCUCAGGCGGCGAGGGGAGCUCCAAAGCUUCCAAAAUCGAGGAACAAGCCCGUCUCAUUCUGCUCAAUGCCAUUCCCCCAAAACAAAUCGAGGAUUCGGUUCCAGCCGUCAAUUUACUCCUCAAACGCCUUUCGGCAUCUGAGGAUAUGCUCAACAAGCUUAUGGACGUGUAUGGGCUACCCCCUCUGAUGAUCAGCAACGGGGAUUCUACCACCGAUUUCCUAGUGCAGGUUGCACGGAAACGAGGCCGAUUAGGUAAAGGCGGCGUGCCCAAUAUUGCGAGUGCCGCCACGACCGUCAUCACUGAUUGGAGAGAUGGGAGGAUUCAAGGGUGGAUGGACGCGCCUGUGUUGGCUGUUGCUGGUAAUGGAGAUAAGAAGCUAGCGAAUGGGGCGGUGGGUGAUCAGAAGGAGGUUGUUACAGAAUGGGCGGCUGAGUUCAAACUCGAGGGCUUGUGGGGUGAUGGGAAGAAUGAUGUGCUCGCUGGAGAUGAGAAGAUGGAAGAGUAA